Molecule: messenger RNA, 693 nt
Organism: Corylus avellana
Lineage: Eukaryota; Viridiplantae; Streptophyta; Magnoliopsida; Fagales; Betulaceae
Source: RefSeq, a predicted model, not a curated record
AUGUUUGCAGUCAUGAUAAAAGGUGGAGCUGCACCAGUGAAAAUAGAACCAUCGCGUGGCUUUUCAGCAGAACCACUGGGGUCUGGGAUUUCUGGAUCAGGUGCUGAAGUUGAAAAUUUUGUUGGCAAAGAAAGAGAAGGCAGUUCAGUUCCAAUGGAUGUUGAUAGUCCAAAUAAGAAUGAGAAGUCUGAAAAGAAAAUUUCUGUUGAUGAGUAUAAUGAACGGCGAUCUAAGAGAAAUUCUAGACAUCAUCAGAAGUAUUACGAUGACUCUUUUGAUGACGAGUAUAGGCACUCUCGACGUCGGCAAAAGCAUGAUACUCCCUCCGACGAUGAGUACCGGCAUUCUCGACACCGUCAUAGGCAUGAUAGCUCCUCCGAUGAUGAGCAUCGGCAUUCUCGACGUCAGCAUAAGCAUCAUAGCUCUGAUAAUGGGCUUGAACACCGAAGCAGAUCUGCUAAGAAUGGGAAAUCUCAAUCUGAAAAAGAAGUGGACUUGGAAGAAGGGGAGAUCCUUACAAGAUCAGAUCAAUCGAAAGCUAGUCAGGGUGAUGGUGCUAGUCGAGAAGCUUCUGUUGAAUUAUCAAAAUCCUAUCAAGAUGGAAGGGCCCCAUCUCAGCAGGCCUCUGAAACCACCGAGGUUUCUGAUGAUCUUAGAGCCAAAAUCCGAGCCAUGUUGAUGGCAACCUUGUAA